GUUGUCUGUGGCGGCCGGAAGUAGGUCUGUUAGGGUGUGGAGGUAAACGGACGGGUCAGUUUUUCUCCGAACACGUUGUCAACAAUGCCUCGACCCAGAAGAGCGGGCAACAUGGACUCUCUGGCGGGCUUCAGGAAGGACGAGCCGGAGCCCAGUGUCCCCUACGGUCUGCUGAAGGCAGCAAGGGGGAGCGGUCAGCUCAACCUGUCCGGCCGAGGGCUCACUGAAGUCCCUCAGAACGUGUACCGUCUAAACAUUGACACACCAGAAGAGGCGCAGCAGAACGUCGGCUUUGGAGCAUCAGACCGCUGGUGGGAACAGACUGACCUCACCAAACUUCUGCUCUCAUCCAAUAAGCUCACACAGCUGUCUGAUGAUAUCCGACUUCUGCCUGGACUCACUACACUGGAUCUCCAUGACAACCAGCUGAACAAUUUACCCAGCGCUCUUGGAGAACUGCAGGAGCUGCAGCAGCUGAGACUCAGUCAUAACCAGCUGACAUCACUGCUGGUUGAAGUGUGUACUCUGAAGAACCUCCGUUGCCUCACAAUGCAGCAGAACCUACUGGAGAACCUGCCAGAGGAACUGGGGCAACUGGAGAACCUGACUGAGCUGGACCUCUCCAACAACCAUCUGAAGGAGCUGCCGUCCAGCCUGGGUCGUCUCACCUGCCUGCAGAAACUGAACCUGUGUAACAACAAGCUCAGCUGUCUGCCCGACAGUCUGGGCAGGCUCUCAAAUUUGAAACUGUUGGACUGCAGCAAAAACCAGCUGACUGACAUCCCUGCCAGCCUAUCAGAAAUGCUCGCCCUGGAGCAGCUCUACCUCAGACACAACAAGCUCUGCUUCUUACCAAAGCUCCCAGCACCUGCGCUCAAGGAGUUGUAUGUUGGUAACAAUCAGAUCGAGCAGUUGGAGACAGAUCAGCUGACCUGCCUGGCAGCCAUCUCUCUCCUGGAACUCAGAGACAACAAGAUCAAAACCCUGCCUGAACAGAUCACCUUACUGAGCACGCUCACACGCCUCGACCUCACCAAUAAUGACAUCAUCACUCUUCCAGCAUCACUCAGCUUACUGCCCAAUCUGACGGUGUUACUGCUGGAAGGAAACCCUCUGCGAGGAAUCAGGAGAGACCUACUCACUAAAGGAACCAAUGAGCUUCUGAAAUAUUUAAGGGGAAGAAUUAAAGAGGAGCCUGAGAAACCAGAUGAUGGACAAACUGCCAUGACGUUACCCAGCCAGGCCAUCGUCAAUGUACAUAACAUCAAAACUCUCAAGGUAUUGGCAUACAGUGAGAAGCAGGCAGCUGUUAUUCCAGAUGAGCUGUUUGAUACUGCAGCAGAACAAGGUGUUGCCACUGUUAACUUCAGCAAGAACCAGCUGACCUCCAUACCUCCCAGGCUGGUGGAGUUCCACUCGUCACUGUCAGACAUCAAUCUGGGUUUCAACAGACUGACCUGCUGUUCUCCUGACAUCUGCAAGUUACUGCAGCUGACCCACAUCGACCUCAGGAACAAUCAGCUCACUGAUUUAGCACCUGAUAUGAAGAACUUAACCAAACUACGCUCCAUUACCCUCAAUUGCAACAGGUUCAAGUCCUUCCCUGAAGUCCUCUAUCAGAUUGCGUCCUUGGAGACAGUGUUGCUUGGUAACAACCAGGUGGGUGGGGUGGACCCUAGUCGCCUGAUGAAGUUGGUUAAUCUGUCAACGCUGGAUCUGUCAAACAAUGACCUCCUUAACAUCCCCCCUGAACUGGGCCUCUGCUCCAGCCUCAGGUGUCUCAGUCUGGAGGGGAAUCCUUUCCGCACACCCAGAGCAGCCAUCAUGGCCAAAGGAACGGAUUCAGUGUUGGAGUAUCUCCGCAGCCGCAUACCUACAUGACUACCUGAGCUCAGCUCAAUCAAUUUCAAUCAGUUUUGAUUUUUAAUUUGCUUCAAUCAACAAUCUGAAGGCUCUUUAUAAAAUGCAAUCCAUGUUACAAAAAAGUAAGCAUGACUAAGCACUUCUCUAAUAAAAUUG
This is a messenger RNA of Paralichthys olivaceus (Japanese flounder), 2019 nucleotides long. RefSeq names its product leucine rich repeat containing 40 (gene lrrc40). NCBI's taxonomy places the organism in Eukaryota, Metazoa, Chordata, Actinopteri, Pleuronectiformes, Paralichthyidae. The record is from RefSeq and is a predicted model, not a curated record. Gene Ontology annotation, molecular function: protein binding.